CCUCACAGAGCCAUGGCGGCCCAUUCGAGUAUCAAAUCCAUGGCUCUGUGCCUUGUUAUGACCAUGUGCUUGGUGAUCUCGUCUGUUGCAGAGCUUCAAAGAUUCGACCAUCCCGCAAAUGAUGAUGGGUCACUGAGCUUCUUGGUCAUCGGAGACUGGGGAAGAAGAGGAACUUACAACCAGUCUGAAGUUGCCGUUCAGAUGGGAAGAAUUGGAAAGAAACUAAACAUUAAUUUCGUGAUCUCUGUUGGUGAUAAUUUUUAUGACAACGCCUUGACGGGCGAAAACGAUCCUAACUUCGAGGAAUCAUUUACCAGGGUCUACACCGCUAAGAGUUUGCAAAAGCAGUGGUACAGUGUUUUGGGAAACCAUGAUUACAGAGGUAAUGUGAAGGCGCAACUGAGCCCUGUCCUAAGGCAGAAAGAUAGCAGAUGGCUUUGCUUGAGAUCUUUUGUUGUCAAUGCAGAAAUUGCGGAAUUCUUCUUUGUGGACACAAAUCCAUUUGUGGACAUGUACUUUUAUGACCCAAAAGAUCACAUCUACGAUUGGAGAGGUGUUCUUCCAAGAARKAAGUACAUUGCCAACCUUCUCAGGGAUGUAGACACUGCACURAGUCAGUCGACGGCGACAUGGAAGAUUGUGGUGGGUCACCAUGCAAUCAGAAGUGUUGGGCAUCACGGCGACACCAAGGAGCUUGUUGAGAAACUCCUCCCAAUCCUUCARAGGAACAACGUCGAUCUCUAYAUGAACGGACAUGACCAUUGUUUGGAGCACAUCAGUAGUCUGAGCAGCCCUCUUCAGUUCUUAACAAGUGGGGCGGGGUCCAAAGCAUGGAGGGGAGAUGUUAAAACGGCGAAUAAAGAUGCAAUCAGGUUCUUCUAUGAUGGACAAGGGUUCAUGUCUGUGCAGUUGACUCAAACCAGCGCUGARAUUCUGUUCUAUGAUGUUAAUGGCUAUGUGUUGCACAGAUGGACUGGGUCCAAGCAACUCUACUCGGCCAUUUAGGUUAUCAUAUGCAUGCAGUCCCAAGAAGACACUGUAUGGCAAAGGUUUAGCUAAUUAAUGCAAGUUAGGUUAGCUGAUGGGGCUUUGUGGAUGGAUCUUCCACAGUUUUAUUAAUUCCUUGUACAUAU
Messenger RNA from Nelumbo nucifera (sacred lotus), 1133 nucleotides. Its product is annotated as purple acid phosphatase 17-like. Gene Ontology annotation, molecular function: acid phosphatase activity. The record is from RefSeq and is a predicted model, not a curated record. Lineage: Eukaryota; Viridiplantae; Streptophyta; Magnoliopsida; Proteales; Nelumbonaceae.